Hypomesus transpacificus is the source of this 1837-nucleotide messenger RNA. It is a transcript of the gene kyat1, whose product is annotated as kynurenine aminotransferase 1. The record is from RefSeq and is a predicted model, not a curated record. The transcript is spliced from 14 exons. Gene Ontology annotation, molecular function: pyridoxal phosphate binding; L-kynurenine:2-oxoglutarate transaminase activity. Lineage: Eukaryota; Metazoa; Chordata; Actinopteri; Osmeriformes; Osmeridae. Gene Ontology annotation, biological process: biosynthetic process. The coding region runs from base 283 to 1611 and encodes 442 amino acids. Gene Ontology annotation, cellular component: cytoplasm; mitochondrion.
UAGGGAGUCCUGGAUCGCAUAUCCCGCCUCUGCAGGAAGUGAAAACAAAACAAGGGCGAUCAGAGCAAGAAAUUAGUGAUCAUGUGACCUCACAGCUAAAGGAUCGCAGUUGAAACGCAUUGAGAGGGACGGUGUUGUUUACUUAGUGUCAAAUAGAGCGACAUGUAACUUGACUUUUUAUAAUUUAUGCUUGGCUAAAUCCGUAGGAUUAGCCGUUCAACGGCCUAUAACCGGUAGCGGCGACGAACGAACGGUCUGCAAAGUGAUCUGUCCCGGACUGGUAUGCUAAGAAGAAUAGCGAGUCUGGCUGUAAAUUGUAAAACAGAAAACGUUGCGAAAUUUGAGUUAAAAAUGUCACGCCGUCUCAAUGCUCGCAGAAUCGAGGGUGUUGACAAAAAUAUAUGGGUAGAGUUUACCCAACUCGCUGCCGACUACAAAGCAGUUAAUUUAGGACAGGGUUUCCCAGACUUCUCCCCUCCAAACUACCUCCAGGAGGCGUUCUGCAAAGCAUUGACUGGAGGAUGUUCCAUGCAUCAAUACACCCGAGCUUUUGGCCACCCCCCCUUGGUAAAAAUUCUGGCCAAGUUCUUUGGUAUGAUAGUGGGGAGGCAGGUGGAUGCCAUGGAGGACAUUCUAGUCACUGUAGGGGCGUACCAAGCUCUCUUCUGCACUUUCCAGGCUCUUGUUGACGAGGGAGACGAGGUCAUCAUCAUCGAACCGUUCUUUGACUGCUACCAACCCAUGGUUAUGAUGGCAGGGGGAAAGGCUGUCUAUGUUCCGCUAAGGCCAAGAGCUGAAGGAAAGCUUCUGUCUAGUGAAGACUGGGUCCUAUCUACUGAGGAACUGGCUAGUAAAUUCUCUCAGCAUACCAAAGCCAUUGUCAUCAACACUCCAAACAACCCUCUAGGAAAAGUGUAUAAGAGAGAGGAACUUCAGGUGAUAGCUGACCUCUGUAUAAAACAUGAUGUGGUGUGUAUCAGUGACGAGGUGUAUGAGUGGCUAACCUACGAUGGAGCUGAGCACGUCAAGAUAGCCAGUCUCCCAGGAAUGUGGGAGAGGACUGUCACUAUUGGGAGUGCUGGAAAGAGCUUCAGUGCAACUGGAUGGAAGGUGGGCUGGGCCAUUGGUUCUGACCACAUCUUGAAACACCUGAAGACCGUCCAUCAGAACUCUGUGUACCACUGUGCCACCGCUGCUCAGGAGGCAGUAGCACAGGGUUUCCAGAGGGAGUAUGAGCAGUUUGGGACCCCCGAAAGCUACUUUCAGCAGCUGCCAGAUAGGUUGCACCACAAGCGCAGGAAGCUGGCCACGUGUCUGGAGAGCGUGGGGCUGCAGCCCAUCCUUCCAGAGGGAGGGUAUUUCAUGAUUGCAGACAUCUCCUCGAUCAAGGUUGACUUGAAUGACCCAAACACUCAAAAUGAGCCUCAUGACUACAGAUUUGUGAAGUGGCUGAUCAAAGAGAAGGGUUUGGCGACAAUUCCUGUUUCAGCUUUCUUUAGCCCGGAGCAUCGUGAAGAUUUUCAAAAUUACAUCAGGUUUUGCUUUGUCAAGGAGGACUCUACUUUAAAUGCUGCUGAGGACAUUUUAAGGAAGUGGAGUGAUGGAAAGUGAAAAACCUAUUAAAAAGCAUCCACUUGAAGCCACCCACAAUAAGUUUUUUCUAGCCUUGCAUAGUACCCUCGCUAGGUAGCUCAGCUUAAUCCGUCCUCAGGAAAAUCUUUAACACAAUCUCUGUUGGACAAAGGUAUAUGUUUUGUGGAUCAGGUCUGUUGAAUUGUAAUUAUUUAAAAAAAAUCAUAAUGGAAAAUUAUUGUGAAUAAAAUGACAAAUCGUUCUA